UAAUCUACAUUGUGAUACUAAAUGAGAAUCUACUCAUAAUUGUCUUGGUGACAACCAUCGACCAUCUCAAGUUUCCGAUGUUCUUCUUCAUAAAACACUUGGCCAUAGCUGAUGUGAUAUUUCCUACCAUCAUUGUUCCAUUAAUGCUGGAUGUUAUAUUAAAAGACAAAAGAGGAGUAUCUGUAGCUGGAUGUAUAAAUCAACUACACUUAUGUGGUGUUUCUGGAUUUUCACAAUGUUUUCUUCUCGCCGCGAUGUCCUAUGACCGAUAUGUGGCCAUCCUCAAACCAUUACGCUACAGUUUAAUAAUGAAUCCUAAU
Pelobates cultripes (western spadefoot toad) is the source of this 320-nucleotide messenger RNA. The record is from the annotation of a GenBank genome assembly. NCBI's taxonomy places the organism in Eukaryota, Metazoa, Chordata, Amphibia, Anura, Pelobatidae.